This is a messenger RNA of Harpegnathos saltator (Jerdon's jumping ant), 4044 nucleotides long. RefSeq names its product vreteno (gene vret). The record is from RefSeq and is a predicted model, not a curated record. The coding region runs from base 189 to 3533 and encodes 1114 amino acids. Gene Ontology annotation, molecular function: RNA binding. The transcript is spliced from 17 exons. NCBI's taxonomy places the organism in Eukaryota, Metazoa, Arthropoda, Insecta, Hymenoptera, Formicidae.
UUCCGUCACUUCUUAUUCUUGAGGCUCGUGGAUCCCAUGGAUCAUUGUGUGCAGUGAACGCAAAUAAAUUUCGACAUUUUUACCCAUGUAUCUUGAAGUAUUCUCGCGAGCUUGCUUUUUGUCAUCGAGUGUCCCACACUGUUUACUUCUGUAGAAGACGCAUGGGAGUACAUUAACAAAAAAUCGAUAUGGCGAGUUUCGACGGUAUGGAAGAAAUAGGCUCAGAACAAGUACCGAUUUUCGAUAGGAUGGAUAAAGAUUAUAGAAUAUAUGUGAAUAAUUUGCCAGAAGAAUUAAAUGAGGAUGCUGUCAGAGAUAUUUUUAGUUCAUAUGGUAAAAUUACUGGAAUAUUCUAUCGUCCUAAUGCUACAUGGGCUUAUAUUACAUUUGGGACAUAUCGUGAGGCUGAACUCACUAUAAGAGAGCUUAACAAUAAGAAACCAUUAUAUUUAAAAGUAGCUCUUGCAAAAGAAAGAUCCGAUGUAAAAGAGGAAGUUCAAAGAGUAGAUAUACCAGAAAUUCAAGAAAAACCAAAUGUGGAACCAUUCAUCGUUCACAGUGUGAAACAUAUACCACAGAGUAGUAUUGGUCGCGGUUAUGCAAUUCGCAAAUGUUUUGCAAUACCAGAUGUGGUAGUACCAGGUCAUGAAGAAACACAAUCUUCUUUACCAAUAUCUAACGCUUAUGAAAGUGAUGAGUCUUACAUGAAUACAAAUAGAUUAUGGACAAGAGGUGUAUUAACAGUCACAGCAGAUGGUAAAAGACAUGUUUCAUUUGGGCGUGGUUACACAAUGUAUCAGAUUCCAGAGCCACAUCCUAGACUUGAAGAAUACAUUACAAAAGUCUAUGAAUUACGAAAGAACGGAGUGUACGAAUAUGCGGAUGAUAAACUUCAGAAUAAAUUGCAAAGAUGCAUUGUUUGUUCGGCUAAGACGACGAAACAUUGUGAAAAGUGUUACACUUAUUAUUGUAGUAAAGCGUGUCAAGUAACUCAUUGGCCGCGACAUCAGGCUGAGUGUGAACGCAUACCGGAUUUGGUGGAGGAGUCUUCACUAAUGCAAAGUGAUAUAAAUGAUCCAAAGCAGAACGUCCAAACCAAUGGCAAAUUUAACGACAUAAAAUUACGUCGUCCAAAUAUAUCAGUACGAAGUCCAGAUUUCAGCGCAAAUGUACAACGGAUGAAUUGUACAGACAAAACUAAUGAAGAUGCCAUGGUUACUGACAAAUUUUCUAGUAUUCAAUUUAACAACGGCAACAAUGUAUCAAAGGAACAGAAAGUAGAAAAGAAAAAAGAAAGUAGUCAGCCGGCGGUAAAUGCAACAAGUGAUAGGACGUCGUUAAGUCGUUUUAAUAGAUAUAAUUCUUACGAAAAUAGUGAUCAAUCAAGGGAAAACGAUCAAUCUCCAAUGACAUCUCAACAUAUUCGCCAAAAUCUUCAUAUACGUAGUAACAAAAACGAUGUUACAGACAAAACCGCUUUUAACGAAGAAACUAAUAAAAAUUAUGAUUUAAAAAAUAGAUGUAACAACAAUGUUGACAGAAGUCAUCCUCAUCAAAGAAAUGGAUUUCAAAAUGACAGGAAAGCAUCAAGCUAUAACUACAAAGAAACCACCACCAACAAACAGGGACAGAGAGUUUCUAUGCUAUCUAUGGAUGCGGAGAAGAUAAUGGCAGUAGAAGCGGAAGAGCGAUUGGAAAAUUUAGCUGCACGCACAGCUAAAGCUUCAUCACAAUCGAGCAACAUGAGUAAUGAGAGAAUGCUGCGGAAUCAAAAAUCAGCACUAAAUAGUGGAAAAACUCGAUUACGAAAUAUCUUGGAUGGCUUUGCUGAUUUGCUAACUCAAAAUGCUGUUCCUGAGUUGAAAGUCACGGGUGUAAUGCAAAUCUUCGAGCACAAGCAAAAGAAUAUUUACAACGCGACCCUGAUUGCAGAUUGUUUUACCAACAAUAUGGAGAGGAUUGUACGCAACUUACCAGAAACAAUGCUGAAGAUGAAGGAAACUGUUUCAAACUAUAAACCUCAAGUAGGAGAUUUGGUUUGCAGUGAAACGGAAAAAGAUACAUGGUAUCGAGGAUAUAUAACGAUGUUGUCACCCGAAUUGCGUGUAGCAGCGGUGGACGAAGCAAGAAUUCUGCCUGUAACCAAAGUUUUACCAUAUCCCGCAGAGUUUCUAGACAUCUGCACUUGUGGAGUAGUCUGUGAAGUGACCAAUACUCAAUUAAAUGUGGAUGAUGUAUACAACUUCACAGGAGUUAUAAGAGAACACGAUAAAAAGCAAGGUAGUUUUAAAAUAGAAAUACAAAAAGAUAACGAAAUCGUGGAGGUUAUAGUAAAGUCCUGGGAGCCUAUAAUAAAAUCGAUUCCUGCUUUAGCUGAAUUAAGGAACGGAUGUAAAAUAUGCCUCACCAGUUACCGAAAUCAAUACAUUAUGUUCGCCCACUCUUUAGACGAAAGUGAGAUGGAGUACACGAGCAACAUUAUGCAACAUGUUGCGCAUUGUUCACAAACAGCACCACCUCUCUCCAAACCUCUAAGUACUGAACAAAUGGUGAUUGCACCAUAUUGUGACGGCAACAAUUAUCGUGCUAUGAUUACGAAAAUACAAGAUAAUACAGCCACAAUAGUUUACGUUGAUUUCGGAAACUUCAGAGAUAUCGACGUGAAGGAACUCCGAGAGAUAUCGAAUGAUUUGGGAAUGAAACGAAGUUGUUCGGCGAGGAUAGUAUUGAAGGACGUUCCUCGCGACGUCCCUAUGACUACAGAUGUCGACACUUAUCUGCGCGACUUAGUAGGCAGAGAAGAGCCUUUAGUAUGUACGUAUGAGGACGGAUUAUUCAAGAAUGGUGUACGUUUGACAACGAGCACCGGAGAAGAUGUCAAUAAUAAGAUAAAACAGCUGCUGGUACCGGACUGGAAGCAAGAUAAUUUUGAUGAUAACACGUGUUACAUGCUGAACGAUAUAGAAAUUGCUCCGUUAGGAAAGGUUGGUGAUACGGUCGAAUUGUUAGUGUUAUAUGGAAAUGGAGACGGAUUGGUAUACAUGAUGAGCCCUUCUGAUAUCGACUUAAUAACUCAUGUCACCGAUGUGAUGCCUGAAUUGAUAAAAGAAUAUUGCGAGAAAGUGGAUUAUUACAUACCCAGACAGCAAGAAUUGUGUCUGGCAUUGUACGAGGAAGCAUGGUAUCGUGCGCUGUGUCUCAAUCCAAAAUUGUCGCACACGACAUGCGAAAUUUUCUUCAUCGAUUACGGGAAUGUAGAGAUAGUAGAACACAAAGACGUAAGGUUGAUGCCUAAGGACUUUAUUAGGCCAGCAGCAAUGGCAAAUAUCUGCACAGUUGUUAAUUUAGCACCCGUUGACAGUACUGGUAACUAUUCGGCUGCUAUUAAACAAAAAUUGUCAGAGUUGGUAACGUUAAACACAUUCGUAAAGGUCAAAAUCGUAGAGUGUGUCGAGAAUGGUGAAUACAAAAUUGAAUUGCCGGAAAUUCACGCUGCAUUAGUCGAGCAAGGUCUCGUACCAUCUUUAUUUUAAAAUUUUAUUUUACAUAUGCUUUCAAAUAUUUUGGUUAUUAUAAUCUCCGAUGUAAACUACGAAACAUACUUUUGUUCAUAAAAUUCGCUCGCAGCAAUCUAUAAUUUGCAACAGAUAGAGUUCAACUUGUGAUUAAUUUUUUUAUUUUGCCUUAUAUAAUUAUCUGACUUCAUCGAAAUUUUAAAUCUGGGUACAGAAAUUGUCUUAUUUGUUUUUACAUUUUAUAUUACAAGUAACAUCCCCGAAGUGUCGCUCUUUAUUCUUGAUAACAUACUUGGAAGUAAUCAAAAUUAACAGAUGCAUAUUUUUUUUAUUGUCUAAUAAAUUUAUAUGUAGUAAAACUACCGAGUUACAAGCCUCAUCUCCUUGGAUUUUCAUAAUAAUUGAACUAUUGAAGAUAUAAAAACGUUUUUAUAGACAAAUAUGUUAUUGAUCUUUUCUACCAGCUAUACAGGGUGGGAGGUUAUAAGUUUACAACCCGAAAUGUGAAGGUAGAUUGAGUUAAGAUAAA